Molecule: messenger RNA, 1928 nt
Organism: Papilio xuthus (Asian swallowtail)
Lineage: Eukaryota; Metazoa; Arthropoda; Insecta; Lepidoptera; Papilionidae
Gene: Pex5
Product: peroxisomal biogenesis factor 5
Exons: 1
Coding region: 150-1754 (534 amino acids)
Biological process (GO): protein import into peroxisome matrix, docking
Cellular component (GO): cytosol; peroxisomal membrane
Molecular function (GO): protein binding
Source: RefSeq, a predicted model, not a curated record
UUCCACUUAAAGUUUUAUUUACAUUUUUAACUUAUCUGAUUUUAGUAUUAAAAGUCGUGGCCUUUGUACCGACUUUACACUUUAUAGUAAAAAGUAAUAAAAACCUAUAACUUUGAUAUACUUCGUGAAUCGUGAAUAUUCAUUUCAACAUGUCGCUCAAUAAAUUAGUUGGAAGCGAUUGUGGUGGCAAUAACUCUCUUGUUAAAUUAUCAAACAUUGUCAGUCGAGAUGCUUCUAUUUCGCAACAAAUCUCACAAUCUGAUAGAUUAGUGAAUGAAUUCUUAGCCCAAAAUACUCAAGUACCACAAACAUUUAAUAUGAACACUUUGCUUAACAGUGUACAUGAAGUUGAGAGUUCAAAACAACAAACUAUUCCUCACCUUAACCCAAAUCAAAUGCGAACAGUCAGUUCCAAUAUACAUUCGCCUUGGUUACCAGGGCCAUCAUCAUCUUACAUGCCUCCAACAGGUAUGUUACAUACAUUCCAGGCCCCUUUUCCAUCUUCAUCAAGACAACAAAUGCUACCAAAUGUCAGUAUCCAAUACAUGGAUGAAUCAGAAUUUAAAAAUGUUAAAGACAGUGAUGUGCGAGCAAAAGCUCAGGAAUACAUUGAAACAGUUGAUGAUGAACAAGCAUAUAAUCAAUUUAUGUCAUUUAUGAAACGCAUAAGUGCUGGAGAGUUAAAUCUCGGGGAAUCUGAUCAAGAUCAAAGGACAAUGGGUAAAGACAAAAUAAUUGAUGAAAUGGCAGAAAAAUAUAAAGAUGAAUGGGCUAAAUUAAGUGAUAUGACUGGUGAUUGGAAAUUAUCAAACAGUGAUGGUAUUCCAGAAGAAUAUACAUUUACGGAUGGCAAUGUCAUGUUAGAAAACAAAAGUGCCUUUGAACUUGGUAAAGAAAAAUUAAAAAUGGGUGAUAUACCAGGGGCUGUCCUUUGUUUUGAAGCUGCAGUGCAGCAACAACCUGAAUCAGCUGAAGCAUGGUUUUAUUUGGGAACAACUCAAGCAGAGAAUGAACAAGAUCCCUUGGCCAUUACGGCAUUAAAAAAAUCUCUUUCAAUCGAUCCAAGACAAUUAGAAGCUUACAUCACUUUAGCAGCAGCUUACACUAAUGAAGAUAUGCCUAAAUUUGCAUUUGUUGCUUUAUCUAACUGGUUGAAUGCAAGUCCGAAAUAUAGUGAUCUAUUGCCCAGAGAUGUCGAAAUUCAGAAUUUAGACUUAAAAGAAUUAGAGAACCAUGUGAAAUCAUUAUAUUUAAGAGCAGCACAGUUGAACCCCUCAGAAAUAGAUCCUGAUGUUCAAAAUGCUCUUGGCGUUAUUUUUAACAUCAGUCAGGAAUAUGAUAAAGCAGUAGAUUGUUUUAAAACAGCUUUGAUGGUGUCUAAUGAGAAUGCCAAAUUAUGGAACAGACUUGGUGCCACUCUGGCUAACAGUAAUAGAUCAGAAGAAGCAGUUAAUGCAUAUCAUGAAGCUCUUAAUUUAGAGCCUGGUUUCAUAAGAGCUAGAUAUAAUGUUGGUGUAACUUGCAUGAACUUAGGUGCACAUAAACAAGCCGCUGAGCAUUUUCUUGUUGCCCUAAACCAACAAAAUAAGGCAAAGAACUUGCAUCAGGACACAUCAACAUCUAAUAUUGGAUCAUCAACUAUUUGGUCAACAUUAAGAAUGGUUUGUUCUUUCAUGGGAAAUCAUGAAGCAGCAAGUUUAGUGGAUGACAGGAAAUUGGAUGAACUUAACAAACAUUUUGAAUUGGAUGCUUGAGGUGAUGACUUAUGUAAUUUAAAUAAUGGGUUUGUUUAUAGGGGAAAGUACAGGUUUAAGAAUUAAAGUGACAACAAAAGGUUUAUAUUAUGAUUGUUAUAAGGUGCUAAUUAAUAAGAAUUUUUUAUUCAAGGUUUUUAAUUAAAAUGUGGUAAAAACAUAGAUAUUGAUAUU